AUGGUGGCUGAUUUCCUUACCAGCCUGAGUAUGAGCGCUCAGACCUCCCCGGCGCAGAAGGGCCUGAACCCGGGGCUCCUGUGCCAGGAGAGCUACGCCUGCAGCGGCAGCGACGAGGCUGUCUUCGAGUGCGACGAGUGCUGCAGCCUGCAGUGUCUCCGCUGCGAGGAGGAGCUCCAUCGGCAGGAGCGCCUGAGGAACCACGAGCGGAUCAGACUCAAGCCUGGCCACGUCCCUUACUGUGACCCCUGCAAGGGCCCCAACGGCCAUUCGCCGGGGGUGAGGCAGAGGGCGGCGGUGAGGUGCCAGGCCUGCAAGAUCAACUUGUGCCUGGAGUGCCAGAAGAGGACUCACUCUGGGGGUAACAAGAGGAGACACCCCGUCACUGUCUACCAUGUCCCGAAGGCCCAGGAGUUACUGGAGGAAGAAGAGAUGGACGAGGAGACCAAGAGGAAGAGGAUGACCGAGAAGGUGGUGAGCUUCCUCCUCGUAGAUGAAAAUGAGGAAAUUCAGGUGUCUAAUGAAGAGGACUUUAUUAGGAAAUUGGACUGCAAACCUGAUCAGCACCUGAAGGUUGUUUCCAUUUUUGGAAAUACUGGUGACGGGAAGUCUCAUACCCUCAAUCACACUUUCUUUUAUGGCCGUGAAGUCUUCAAAACCUCCCCUGCCCAGGAGUCCUGCACCGUGGGAGUAUGGGCAGCCUACGACCCAGUCCACAAAGUGGCAGUGAUAGACACGGAAGGGCUCCUGGGGGCUACGGUGAAUAUCAGCCAGAGAACACGGCUGCUGCUUAAGGUCCUGGCCAUCUCAGACCUCGUCAUCUAUCGAACUCACGCAGACCGACUGCACAAUGACCUCUUCAAGUUCCUCGGGGACGCCUCAGAAGCUUAUCUGAAGCACUUCACCAAGGAGCUCAAGGCUACUACUGCCCGCUGUGGCCUGGAUGUGCCCUUGUCCACCCUGGGCCCUGCUGUUAUCAUUUUCCAUGAGACUGUGCACACUCAGCUGCUGGGCUCUGAUCACCCGUCAGAGGUGCCGGAGAAGCUCAUCCAGGACCGUUUCCGGAAGCUGGGCCGCUUCCCUGAAGCCUUCAGCUCCAUUCACUACAAGGGAACCAGGACUUACAACCCUCCCACGGACUUCUCCGGGCUCCGGAGAGCUCUGGAGCAGCAGCUGGAGAACAACACCACCCGUUCUCCCCGGCACCCAGGAGUCAUCUUCAAAGCCCUGAAGGCACUGAGCGACCGCUUCAGUGGAGAGAUCCCCGACGACCAGAUGGCCCACAGCUCCUUCUUCCCGGACGAGUACUUCACCUGCUCCUCCUUGUGCCUCAGCUGCGGGGCUGGAUGUAAGAACAGCAUGAAUCAUGGGAAAGAAGGAGUACCGCAUGAAGCCAAGAGCCGCUGCAGCUACUCCCACCAGUAUGACAACCGAGUUUACACCUGCAAGGCCUGCUAUGAGAGAGGCAAGGAGGUCAGCGUAGUGCCCAAGACAUCUGCUUCCACCGACUCCCCCUGGAUGGGUCUUGCAAAAUAUGCCUGGUCUGGGUAUGUGAUCGAAUGCCCUAACUGCGGCGUGGUCUACCGUAGCCGGCAGUACUGGUUUGGGAACCAAGACCCCGUGGAGACGGUGGUGCGGACAGAGAUUGUGCAUGCGUGGCCUGGAACUGAUGGAUUUCUGAAGGACAACAACAAUGCUGCCCAGCGCCUCUUGGACGGGAUGAACUUCAUGGCUCAGUCGGUGUCUGAGCUUAGCCUUGGGCCCACCAAGGCUGUCACGUCCUGGCUGACAGACCAGAUAGCGCCAGCCUACUGGAGGCCCAACUCCCAGAUCCUGAGCUGCAGCAAGUGUGCGACGUCCUUCAAGGAGAAUGACACCAAGCAUCACUGCCGGGCCUGUGGGGAGGGCUUCUGUGACGGCUGCUCCUCCAAGACCCGGCCGGUGCCCGAGCGGGGCUGGGGCCCCGUGCCCGUGCGGGUGUGUGACAACUGCUACGAAGCCAGGAGCGUCCAGUUAGAUGUCACCGAGGCUCCGGCGGAUGACGAAGGCGGGACACUAAUUGCUCGGAAGGUGGGCGAGGCUGUGCAGAACACCCUGGGAGCCGUGGUGACAGCCAUUGACAUACCACUAGGUCUGGUAAAGGAUGCGGCCCGGCCGGCGUACUGGGUGCCCGACCACGAGAUCCUGCACUGCCACAGCUGCCGGAAGGAGUUCAGCAUCAAGCUCUCCAAGCACCACUGCCGGGCCUGCGGCCAGGGCUUCUGUGACGAGUGCUCCCAUGACCGCCGGGCUGUCCCAUCUCGAGGCUGGGACCAUCCUGUCCGAGUCUGCUUUAACUGCAAUAAAAAGCCCGCUGGGACGUCCAUCUCUGGCAUGACUGGAAAGACUGUUGUGCUGA
Molecule: messenger RNA, 2398 nt
Organism: Pipistrellus nathusii (Nathusius's pipistrelle)
Lineage: Eukaryota; Metazoa; Chordata; Mammalia; Chiroptera; Vespertilionidae
Source: the annotation of a GenBank genome assembly